Corticium candelabrum is the source of this 764-nucleotide messenger RNA. RefSeq names its product epithelial-stromal interaction protein 1-like. NCBI's taxonomy places the organism in Eukaryota, Metazoa, Porifera, Homoscleromorpha, Homosclerophorida, Plakinidae. Bases 112 to 675 code for a protein of 187 amino acids. The transcript is spliced from 9 exons. The record is from RefSeq and is a predicted model, not a curated record.
CAAAAAAAAACAGGAAGUGUUUUAGAUAAGUCCGAAGUGAUUGGGCAGAAACUGUCAUGUGACUUAAAACUGCAAUUUGGGGACUGUUGCGUAGUUGCCAACGUGAAGCAAAUGAGUAGCGUCUAUAGACUGACAAAGAAGCCGCCCUCUAGAGGAAGAAGACAGGCAGACGACAGUGAAUAUACAGACGACUCGAACGAAUACGGUCCAGCAGUGGAUUCGCCCGGUAGCUCGCAACAACCAGAAGAUAGAAGCCAGACCCUCUCGCCGCGUCACACUUCCGGAUCAACUUUCGGAUAUCAUGUAUUUGUUCCAGAUGAACAGAAGCAAGCAAAACUAAAACAAGUGGCUGAGGCGGAGGAGAGUGCAUUUGCAGAGCACAGGAGGAUACAGCUAGCUCAAUUACGUAGUGAAACAAGGCAACUUGGCGAGGGUGUCAGAAGUGUGUCGUGCGAAGAGGCAAGGGAAAGACAAGCAAGAAAGAAUCGGAGAGCCAAACAUGAUUUUCAGAUGAAACGAGAAGAACGUGCAGAAGCUGAAAAAAAGAGACAAGACAACAAACUGAAACAGAUGAAACUUGAAGCCAGACGGAAGAGUGAAGCACUAGAGACACGAAGAAAGGAAGAAAUGCGAGCGGCAAGAUUAAAGCGGUUUGCAAGCAAUGAACACUCAUAGACGUAUUUAGGAAUUUUCAUGUUAGUCUAACACAUUCCAUUGUUUGUGCCUAAACCACUAUAAUUCAACCACUAUUUUAUUAAUGUCAA